AUGAAUUUAAACAAGAUAAACGAUCAUAAAAAAAUACCAGAAAUCAUGACAGAAGAAACGAAAGAGGUUCCUGUUAAUAUGUUAACGUUAGUUUUUUUUUAACAAAUGUUUCAGUAUUUUUUAUUUAUUCUUCCCAUAUCAAAUUAAUAUCAUACAUUCAGAAGAUUAAUAUCUUUUAGGGCAGAAGAAUUGUUAGAAAAUAAAGGUUUGAAAUUCAGUGUAUGGAAUGAAUAUGAGAACUCAGUUAAAACUCUUCCAAAAACUGGAAUGAAACAGUUUGAACCAAAUAAUUCGUGGCUUCAGAAUAUGCAAAUCGAUAAAGGUAUUAUGACCAGGAAAAAUUUAAUAGCUAUAGAAAGAGUAGAUCGUAUUUCUCAGUUAGCUAGUGCAGAAUGGUUGCCUGAACAGAAAAGAGCUAAAGUAAAGAAAUACUCUGGUCAAGAUUGGAGUAGUUUUGGUUUGGAGAAAAGUGGUAUUUUGUAUUUAAUACCGGAAGAAGCAUUGUUCCUUCUAGAAGCUAAUUGUUUGGAACUCACAUGGAACGACGUAGCAUUAUCUAUCCAACAAGCUUAUGAACUCCUAAUUGAUAAUGUUGAAUGCUCAUUGGAAGAAUAUAGAGUUUAUAGUCAGUUAAUACGAUAUGGUUAUCGCAUACAACGUUUUGUAAUUGUUGAGCCAGAAAGAGGUCUUUGGAGAACUAGUAUUCGAGAACAAAAUAAAGAUUGUGUAGAUGUAAAAUCUGUUAAUUCUCCAUGUGAUGAAAAGUCUGUUAGUUCUCCAAAAAGAACUGAUAUAAAUAUUAGUGACCUUUCUGCAGAAAAUGCAGUAGAAGAUGAAAAUAUAUCAAAUAAUGUCCUUGAGGUAGUAGAUGAUCUUCUUCACGUAGUAGAAAAUAUCGAAGCUCGUUCUAAAAAUAUUGAAUGUGAAAAGAUUGCUGUGAACGCACAAAAAUCAAAUACCAUUUUGAAAACUGUAAAUACAAGUAAUAUCAAAAUCGUCACAGACCAUCUAAAUGAUUGUACCAAAAGAAAUAAUAUACCUGCAAACUGGCGAGCAUCACGUAUACAACGUAAUGUUAAAUUAGUACCUAAAAGAACAGAUAAGUUACCAGCCACUGAUAAUUUAGAUUCUAAUGCUAAAAAUUCUGAAUGCAAUUCGGGAAAACAUAAAUUACUUUCAUCAUCUAAAGAAAAUUCGCAAUUUAAGAAAUCAAAACAUGAGGUAAUAGAACUUUCUGACGAUGAAAUUCAAGAAAUACCAAAACCAAUAACACGAAUGGAUUUGUUAAAUUUGAUUCCAAACAUUGCAUUUCAAUCGACAAUUACAAUAAAGAUUUCAAGGGCAUACAUACCACACAGUAUAAAACCUCAUAAAACGACUUACCAAUAUGAAAGUGCAAAAUUAAAAAAUUUACAUCAAGCAGAUAAAAAAUUGCAAUCCGGUCAAAAUUCAGAACAUGCAGAAACUAAUAAAAGUCAAAAUGCAUAUCAAUGCAAUAAUAUUUCUAUAAGCAACAAUUUCGUUAGAAAGAAUACAAACAUCGGCCCAUUUAAUCAAAAUUUAGCAACAAAUAUGCAUAAUGUUUUUAUGCAAGAUUAUUUUUGCAUGCAACAUGGGCAACACAUGAACUUUAAUCGUAAUUAUGUAUAUAACAAUAAACUACCCUAUACUUAUAGUCAGAAUACGUAUUGGCAUCAGAGAAAUACUACAUUUCAGAAUGUAUUUGUUGCUCUUAAUAAUCAUAGUGCGGCCAUUCAUCAAAAUAGAUUUACAUCUUUACAAAUGAACAAUUUGUCAAUACCGAAUAUAAGUAAUAAUGUGAUUAGAAAUGUUUUCACUCGAAAUCAGUUUUAUCAUAAUACUCAUCAAAAUGUUUUAUUAUUGAGAAAAUUACAUCAUCAGAGAAUUGUGGAAAACACAUCAAUACAUUGUAACAUAGCUGGAAGUGUACUACUUUCAGAAUCUCGUCAAAGAUAUUGGCCACGAAAUUAUCAUAAAAACACAAAUACAACAUCAAGUUGUAACGACGAAGUCUAUCAAUCGUCAUUUAGAAUAUUGCCAGAAGCAUCAUCAUGGUCGGAAUUAAAGACUAAGUGGCGUGAAGUAAAAACGAUCACUAUUGAUGAUGAAGAUACGGGAAAAGAAGUGAUCGAAGAUUGCAAUGAAGUACAAGUAGUUGGACAAUUACGCAGUCCUCUUAUCGGAUCAAAGAAUGCAAAUAAUCUCGAAGAAGUUUUUAGUAAACUUAAAAUAAUUAAGUCUGCUCCUGAAAAAAUUGCAAGAAGAAAAAGAAAUAAAUACAAAAUUUCAUACAAUGUUUAUUCCAAUACACAAAACUAUAGAAAAGCGAAUCCUGGUCUACCAUUUUAUAGAAUAGUUGUGAUAAGUCAAGAUGAUCCAUUUAUACAACCAAUUGAAUUACACCGUUUAAUGCAAGAUGCAGAAAAUUCACCAAUAUUAUUAGCAUGUGUUUCAAUGUCAAUUUCAUAUAUUCAACCGGGAUUUAUAUCCAUACCUAAUUUAACAUAA
Messenger RNA from Heterotrigona itama, 2529 nucleotides. The record is from the annotation of a GenBank genome assembly. NCBI's taxonomy places the organism in Eukaryota, Metazoa, Arthropoda, Insecta, Hymenoptera, Apidae.